Molecule: messenger RNA, 2106 nt
Organism: Sebastes umbrosus (honeycomb rockfish)
Lineage: Eukaryota; Metazoa; Chordata; Actinopteri; Perciformes; Sebastidae
Gene: irf7
Product: interferon regulatory factor 7
Exons: 10
Coding region: 137-1453 (438 amino acids)
Biological process (GO): regulation of transcription by RNA polymerase II; immune system process
Cellular component (GO): nucleus
Molecular function (GO): RNA polymerase II cis-regulatory region sequence-specific DNA binding; protein binding; DNA-binding transcription factor activity, RNA polymerase II-specific
Source: RefSeq, a predicted model, not a curated record
CACCAGCCUCCCACUGGAGGAGGAGACAUCAACACGUCAUGUGUGCACUGGUGUGGCUUCUAUAACACUCUGCAAAGCUUUCUCCGAGGAUCCAAACCAACAGCUCUUUUGUAGAGAGCAACACAUCUGCUGAGACAUGCAAAGCCCUCCCAAGCCUCAGUUUGCCAGUUGGCUCAUAGAGCAGGUGGAGACGGGCCAGUACACGGGCCUGCGCUACGAGGGCCAAAACAAGUUCAGAGUCCCCUGGAAGCACAACUCCAGAAAGGACUGCAACGAGGAGGAUAUUAAAAUAUUCCGGGCCUGGGCAGUAGCAAGUGGCAAAAUCAACGACUUCCCCACCGACAAGGCCAGGUGGAAAACCAACUUCCGAUGCGCUCUGAACAACCUCUCGGUGCGCUUCAAGAUGGUAGAAGAUAAUUCCAAGAACUCUGACGACCCUCAUAAAAUCUAUCAGAUCAUCAACACUGAGUCAGACAACUAUGAACGUCUGCCAACACAAGCGUCUCAGGAGGAUUCUGACAUGCCUCAAGAUAUCUACAGCGUCCCCACAGAGCGCUUCCCCUCAGGAAAUGAGCUUAAUCUGCUUAACAAUUUCAUGGCCUUGGAUCUUGGCAACCAGCCACAAGAGGAGCAACUGUGGGUAGAUGACUAUGGUCAGCACAAUCCAGCUGUCCCUGGAAGCUAUCCUGUAGCAGCUGAGAACCACCAAGAGCUUUUAUCAGAUCAGCCUGCUUACUGCGAGGUAAAUCCUCCGCCAGUCCUCAGUUCACCUAUGCAGCCAAGUAUAUACGACCUGGAGAUCUCCAUUCACUACAGGAAAAAAGAAAUGCUAAAGACCACAUACACCACUGCCCUUCUCCAGCUCCACUACCACCAGGAAGCCCCUGAACUCAACGCCCAUCACCUCUGCUUCCCCUCCACUGACGGCCUGCUGGACCAAAAACAGGUUGAGUACACCAACCGCAUCCUUAACAGCAUCCAGAGAGGUCUAUUACUGGAGGUACGGGACACUGGGAUCUAUGCCUGGAGGCAGGACCGGUGCCAUGUGUUUGCCAGCACCAGUGAUCCCAGUUUGGCUCACCCAGACCCAACCAAGCUGCCCCAGAACACCAUGGUGGAGCUCCUCAGCUUUGAGAAUUAUGUGAAUGAACUGAAGCACUUUAAAGAGAGCAACGGUGCCUCUCCUAACUACUCCAUCAACAUGUGCUUUGGAGAGAAGUUUCCUGAUGGAAAACCUUUGGAGAAGAAGCUCAUCGUAGUCAAGGUGGUCCCUCUGAUCUGUCGACACUUUCAUGAGAUGGCCCAGAUGGAGGGGGCUUCGUCUCUCCACAGCGCCAACGUCAGCCUACAGAUCUCACAGAACAGCCUCUUCGAUCUAAUCAGCUCUAUCUUCAGUCUGCCGAUAGUUGAAGAGCCGGCACGAGCUGCUGCGCCUUUUCUACCUCAGAUCUGAUGUGUUAUCUCUAACUUGUUCCUAAUGGGACCAUUUCUACUACCUGCUGGACCACACCCUGCCUUUACCUAAAGCUUCACUUAAAAAUAGCCAAACUGGUGACCUAUUGAAUGUGUUAAGAGUAGAUGAAGCAUAAUGAUGUGCCAUUAUUGAUCAACUGUUACUCCAGCUUUGCAUUAUCUCUUGUUCACAUUAGUCACAAACUGACACUUUAUCACUACAUAAGUAGAAAUGAACUCCUCCACUGUUGGAUUGUUACAUUACUCAACUCAAAGGCCUUGCCUUGGAAUAAACCUUUAUAUGAUUACUGUAAAUGUCAAAUCAUCUGUUAAUGAAAUGUAUUGUUGUAUUUGAUAUAUGUAUGUAUUAACCAAAUGAUGCCUAACAUGAUGGGAAAUCCUUUCUAACAUGUUAAGUGUUUGGUUUUUGAUCACAUAUUUAUGAGCUUGUAAAAUGCAAAUGGAAGUUAAAUAAUGUAUAAGGAAGAUUUUUUAUGUGUCAUGCAGGCAUUACUGCAAUAUACUGUAUAUCCAUAUUUGUGGUGAAUUGUUUUGCACUUCAGAAUUUGUUACUCUGCUGGUCAUUUUUGCACUUUUCAAACUAAAUAAACCUUACUGGCAUUAUUUAGAUUUCCAAUAAACUGUUAACUGUAA